Caenorhabditis sp. 36 PRJEB53466 is the source of this 1177-nucleotide messenger RNA. The record is from the annotation of a GenBank genome assembly. Lineage: Eukaryota; Metazoa; Nematoda; Chromadorea; Rhabditida; Rhabditidae.
AUGUCAAAGCUCGGCGGAGCCACUGCGAGAGUCGUCAAAGGUGCACUCAAAGUUCGGCAGUCCAGGUACGCCUUUUUUGCCCAUAAACUGUGUGUGCGUGUCAUAAAACUAACGGGAAAAUUAGUUUCAGAGCGGCUCUGACACUCACCAACGAAGCAGUCAACAGAAUACGAGUAUUGCUUGCUCAAGAGAAUAAUGCGAAUGCCUUGAAAGUAAGUUGUUGGCGAAAUUCAGUAAAAUUUCAUAACUUUUCAGAUUGGAGUGCGUCAAAAAGGUUGCAAUGGCCUAACAUACACGCUUGAAUAUGCCACAGAAAAGCAGAAAUUCGAUGAAGAAGUGGAACAGGUCAUAAAUCGCUUUUUUUGCAAAAAAACAUUCACAAUUCACCCGAAAAUCAGUAAUAGUGCCUCAGUUUCCGUUAAAUUUUUCUGUUCUUAAAUCAAACUUAAUAGUAAUUACUAAUAGCAAAACAUUCUAACGUUACACUAAAAACAUCAAAAUAUUAAAAAAAAAAGUAAUUUCUCCGAAUUAUUUUGGAACAUACAAACAUGCUGAAAGUACUUUAAUUUGCGCAUUCUUCAUCACAAAUGUAUUGUCAAAUUUAAUAAAAACUCAUUCAGCGCAUCUAAAAAGUCCCUUUCACUAUUCCGAAAAUUGCAGGACGGUGUAAAAGUGUGGAUCGAACCGAAAGCUCAACUGUCACUUCUCGGAUCGGAAAUGGACUACGUGACGAACAAAUUGUCGUCAGAAUUCGUUUUUCGCAAUCCGAACAUUAAAGGAACGUGCGGAUGCGGUGAAUCUUUCAGCAUUUGAUUCUUUCAAAUUUUUUGUAUACAAAACCUCAAUUUUAGCAUCAUUCACGUGUACAUUCUAGAUAUUUUCGACUAGUUCUCAUUUUUUGUAGUUAUAAUAAAGUUCAAAAGGCUUUGUAAAAUUUUACAUUUUCUAACCGAAAAGUCAAUACAUUUUACAAUGAGCUCGACUGAUAAUCUCCCCUCACUCGCUGGUUGCUCUGGCAACUAAUCUGCUCGUCUGCUCAAUUCCUCUCCGUUUUUUUUUCAGCUCGCAAUGCUCAUCUCUCGAGGUUUAACUCUAUUGUUUUAAGUUACAUAUUUUCUGACAGAAAAUCGUGAUACAGAUUUACAAAUGCAAAAUAUCGUACGGCCGCUGGGAAUGA